Molecule: messenger RNA, 813 nt
Organism: Sipha flava (yellow sugarcane aphid)
Lineage: Eukaryota; Metazoa; Arthropoda; Insecta; Hemiptera; Aphididae
Exons: 3
Coding region: 1-813 (270 amino acids)
Source: RefSeq, a predicted model, not a curated record
AUGGAACUGUCUGCUAGAUUAAAUAGCAAUCAAACCAUAGAUGCUGCCCAUCAACGUGUAUUAAAUAAUGAAACUCGGCAUUGGCAAAAUAUAUUUGAGCGUUUAAUGGCAAUCAUUGAAUUUCUUGAUAAACAAUGUUCACCUCUUCGAGGUACAAACGAUGUUCUUUACGAAAACAAUAAUAGCAAUUUUCUCGGACUAGUACAGCUUCUGGCAAAAUUUGAUAGUGUUAUAUCAGAACAUGUUUGCAGAAUUCAAAAUAAGGAGAUUCAUAAUCAUUAUCUAGAUUGUACUCCCGAUAAAAGUAGAGUAGAACAAAUGUCAAUAACUAUACGGUUUGUUGAUAUUAACCGAGAUACAAAAAAAGUAGAUAUUUGUGAACAUUUUCUUGGGUUUAUUCUGAAUAUGCGAGGGCAAGGUUAUGAUAAUGGCUCAAACAUGAAAGGUCGUAAUUCUGGUGUACAAAAAAAAAUUUUAGAUAUAAAUAGUCGUGCUUUUUUUGUACCAUGUCAUGCUCAUACACUAAAUUUAGUUGUAAAUGAUACUGCUAAAUCAUCCACUGGAGCAAGCAAAUUUUUUAUUCAAAUUCAAGCUAUAUUUUUAUUUUUAAGUGGUUCUACUCGUCGAUGGGCUGUUUUAAAAAAACAUAUAACACAAUUAACUUUGAAGCCAUUAAGUGAAACUAGAUGGGAGAGUAGAAUAGAUGCAAUUAGACCAUUCAGAUAUCAAACAGGUGAAAUAUUUGAUUCAUUAUACGAAAUAAGUCAGGAUAUAUCUUUUGAUCAAAUUACCCGAUUAGAAGCUGAAUCUUAA